AUGAGUGAACCAAACGCCGACCCUCCGCAGCGGCCGCCGCAGCAAGAAGCCAUAUUUAGCCCCUCGGCCAUUGCCGCCGACAUGCAGCGACGAACACGCAAGCAAAACAACUUUGAACAGGUCGAGGCCGAGCUGCCCGACCCCCAGAAGCUGGCCGCCGCCAGCGCCGCCGCCGUCGCCGGCCUCACGCCCGGCUUCACCACCCGCUUCAGCCUCGCCGGCGUCCUCGGCGUCCUCGGGAGCCUCAACCCCUUUGGCGGUCGCCCCGCCACCCGCGGCGAUGUCGUCUGGCUUUUCGAUAACAUGGCGUACCGCACUGGCGGCCGCUUCUCUGCCUCGUGGGAGGCCGAGUUUGUCACCGCCGUCUUUGAGCAGGAGCAGCGUUCGCACCUGGUCGAAGCCGUGGCCGGCGUUGCGCGCGUCCUCGGCAUCGCCGACGACGCCGCGGAGCGCAAGACCAUCCACGAGCGUCUGAUCCCGUUUGUCUGGGACGUCCGCGUCGCCAAGACGGUAUCGGUCACGCAAAAGGGCGCGCGCCGGAGCAUCAAGCUUGGCCCCACGGGCUUCAACGGCGUCAGCGCCAACGUCAUGCAGGUAGCGAGCUAUUCCAAGGGCACUACGGUCGAGGCGACGGCUGAUCUUCCGAGCGGAAUACCGGGCCUGCUAGGCUUGCAGACUUACUACGCCGGACCGACAGGCUGGAGCGUCGUUUCUGUCUUUGUAGAUAUCGACGAUACCAUCAAAGUAACAACGACAAGUGAUCCUAUCGGUAUCCUCCGGGAGACGUUUGUCGAGGAACCGCGCCCCGUGGCUGGCAUGCCAGAGCUGUACAAGUCGAUUGACGGCAUCUUGAAAAGCGACACACCCUGGUUUUACCUGUCGGCGUCACCGUAUAAUCUGUACCCAUUUCUGCGCGAGUUCCGCGACACCCACUAUCCACGGGGAACUCUGAUCCUACGCGACACGAGCUGGAAGACGAUUGCAGGGCUGCUGGCGGCCCUGACAAUGGGCACGGAAGAGUACAAGGUAGACCGGAUGAAGAAGAUUUAUGGGUGGCUGCCCAAGCGCAAGCUGAUUGUGAUUGGUGACUCGACACAGUCGGACCCCGAGGCCUACGGAGAAAUAUAUCGCACAUUCCCAGGUUGGAUCCGACUCAUCCUCAUCCGCAAAGCGACCGACACGGCCAUGUUUGGACUCCGGGAGAAGAACGAACCGGCGCGGUUUGAGAAGGCUUUCAAAGACAUUCCCAAGGAAGCGUGGCAUGUGUUUGAGGACCCCAACGAGUGUGUCGAGAUUGUGCAGGCCAAGGUCAAGCAAGGAUGA
Molecule: messenger RNA, 1323 nt
Organism: Cordyceps militaris CM01
Lineage: Eukaryota; Fungi; Ascomycota; Sordariomycetes; Hypocreales; Cordycipitaceae
Exons: 3
Coding region: 1-1323 (440 amino acids)
Cellular component (GO): actin cortical patch
Molecular function (GO): phosphatidate phosphatase activity
Source: RefSeq, a predicted model, not a curated record